This is a messenger RNA of Ceratitis capitata (Mediterranean fruit fly), 1639 nucleotides long. RefSeq lists its product as uncharacterized. Lineage: Eukaryota; Metazoa; Arthropoda; Insecta; Diptera; Tephritidae. The record is from RefSeq and is a predicted model, not a curated record. The transcript has 5 exons. The coding region runs from base 407 to 1303 and encodes 298 amino acids.
UGUAGUAUGUGGGAACCAGAGUUGACGCCAACCGUGUGGGUUCUUAUAACAUGGCAAUAAUAAAAAGCUCUUCGCAGUGGAAAUAAGAAAAUGGAGAAUACUUAGUUUGUUUAUAUACGUAUAUACUUCGAAUAAAGUUGGCAUACGAUUUGUGAGAGAAACUUCAGUUGCAUUUUGUAUUUAGUAAAUAGUAUAAUACGGAUUAUUAUAAUUAAAUAAAGUGUUAAAUAGACUGAAGUUCUAAGAAUAAGUCUCUCAUGAAGAAUUUAAGUUUAACCUUGAUGGCGAGUUGAAAUUUUCUAGUGUUUAUUUAAGCCUACACCUUUUUGUUGGUGCUAUUUAAAGGUUAUUACGUGUGCACCUUAUACUCUAAAUAUUAAAUAAAUUUAAAAGCAAAUACAACCACAUGAUGCACGAAAGACGCGUAGAAAAAGUUAAAGGUGGACAUUAUGUUGCCACACAUAAUCAGCCUAUGGGAUACCCGCCUUAUACGCACUCCAACCGUGCUUACUCCACUGAUGGUGAAGAAUCACAUAAUGCCGCUUCUGCGGUAGGAUAUACAGCUACACCAGAGUAUCCAUACAGUUCUGCACGUAAGAUGAACUUAUAUCAAAACCAUCAUGCUCCAGCUGAUGAGGGUAGUGUAAUUUACAAUCAAAAAUGGUCAAAUGGUUCACCCCAAACACGCCCAUUUUCUACACUUAGCUAUGAUCAAGGUGGUGAUGUGAGCAGUGAAAUUUAUGUGACCAGUGCCGCUUAUAAGGAGCCUUCAGAGAUAAGUCGUUACAGCCAUCGGCCACAAUCACGUGGAGCAUCACAUAGUGUUUAUUCCGUCGCAAGCACAGCGAAAACAGGACAAAGUGCUCGCUCUACAACGAAACGAGGUGUUAAAAUCGAUGCGAUGUCAGCACCAAAUCCAUUCUGCCCCAAUAUAAAAGGGGUUUGCUGUUUAAUGCUGCUUCUUAAUCUUGGGUUAAUUCUCGUAACAUUAGGGUUUGUAAUAGUUGUGCAAUUUUACGAGCCUUUAUAUGUGUGGAUACUUGGGAUCAUAUUUUUAAUUUUUGGAUUCCUUACUCUCAUUGGGUGCAUGAUAUACUGUGUGCAUGUCUGUAGAGACGCAAAAACACCUUCCCAAGUGCGAAAUGAAAAUCUUUAUUGGACAAGACAUUGGCAAAAUAACAUCGGUUACAUACCUACCAAAGAAAUAUCAUAUAAAGGAAAUAAAUAUGAUGGUUAUUCGGAUCAUUAUUCAAUAAGUAAAGUUAGCGGAAAAUACUCGGACCGUGGUAGUAAUCAUUAUUAGAUCAACAUGUUUUUUCGGAAAUGAAGGAAAUCUUGAGGAGAAAAUUAAUAUUUAUGUCUAAUCGUGUUAAUCUAUUGUAAAUUAAUAAGACCUAUAGCCAACAUUUAUUAUCGAUGUGAUGUACUAGUACACUGUAACUGUUGUGAAAGUGCAUUUAAUUGUUAAUCGAUUGUAAAAACGGAAAAUGUUUUAUCUAAAUUAUAUCCAAAUGUAUUAAACUUGAACUAACUCAAGUCAUUAGUUGGGCUUUAACGUUGUUGUACUUAUCAGUUAAUAAGCUUUUAUACUUAAAUAUAUGUAUUUUUGUCUUAACUAUAUUUAUAACUACGUAUAUAU